Molecule: messenger RNA, 2001 nt
Organism: Trypanosoma theileri
Lineage: Eukaryota; Euglenozoa; Kinetoplastea; Trypanosomatida; Trypanosomatidae
Exons: 1
Coding region: 1-2001 (666 amino acids)
Source: RefSeq, a predicted model, not a curated record
AUGCGAGAGUUGACGAAACUCCCAGCCAACUGCGACCGCCUCGUUCUUCUUGACGAAACGACUCUGGCGGCGUGUGGAAAAGAGAAUGUCUACUUCUGCACACUUCAAUCCUCCACAAUAUCAACAACAACAACAACAACUUCUUCUUCUUCCUCUUCUGCUGUUGUUGUGAUGCCGGUGGAUUUACCAAAACACGUGGAUUGUGUGGCCCCGUGGCACCCGCCAGGCGCGUCGCUGCAGCACUGCGGUGUAUUUUACACCAUUGAUGGAAAUGUACACUUCCGCCGCACCGCAUCUCAACAACAACAACAACAACAACAGCAGCAGCAGCAGUCAUCUGUACUUGAGUUACCAUCAGACUGCGGUGUUGUGAGGGAAAUGGAGGUCUUCUUUGGCACAACAUUAGUGCUCCGCACCGCCAGCGAUGUGUUGUGCUACGCCUUGGAUCCCACCAGCACUGUUGAGAUCACACAACUCCCACUCACCGGACGAUUGGCUCUCCCACAGCACAAAACAACAACAACAAGAAAAAGAAAAGAAGAAAAGGAAGAAAACGAAACGGUGGUGAUGCUGUACGCCUCGCCAUCGCCCAUACACUCGGCACAAAUGCAGGUGGACGCCGAUUGUACAAUUGCUGUUGUGCAGUACUGCCGUGCGUUGCGUUGUGUGGAUGUGUUGUUGCUCGCCGUUACUCCCUCGCGGGUGGCGGUGCUGCGGCGAACACGCAACGGCGGUCUGUCAUUACCGCAGAACAUCAAUGAAUUGCAGUGUUGGUCCGUGAACUGGGCAAUGCAAGAGUUACUGUUCCUACACACAGAUCUCAACAAGAACAACAAGAAUGAGAAGAAGAGCCAUACAUGUGUGUUGCGGCUGGAGACAAUGGAGUGGGGACCGACACCACCCGCCACCAUUCCGCAAUCCAUCACGGCUCUGCAGUACACACACACAGGCGAGAUGUGGGCCCUCGCAGAGAGAAAUGAGAAGUGUGUGAAGUUAAUUAACUGCACGGCGGGAUCAGUCCUGCAGGAGGUGGAACUGCCACAGACUGCACGAAGCGAUAAUGUACGCCUGGCCGUAUGGGGGGCAAGUGUGUUUGUUCUCUUCGGUAAGAUCAUUGUUGAGAUACUAUCAAACAAGGCAGAUACAAACGCCACGACAGGAGGAGGAUCUACACUCUGUGAUUGGUUGCUUCUGAACACAACGAAAGAGGAUUCAAAGAAUACCAAACAAAUGCGUAAAGAGAUGACAAGAGAGAUUAAUGAAGUUGUGGCAUUUGUGGAAGGAGAUGUUGGUAGUUCUCGUACAAUGAUUGUGCGUGAUAGCCGCUAUGUCUCUUCUACGCCAGACACAACUGGAGUCUAUCAUCACGCCAUACUUGAUGCCAUUGAGGGAAAUAAUAAACGCACGAGUAUAAGCAGGAAUGCCUCUCUUGUGAAGUACAUUGCUGUGGCGCAAUCCCUACAUCCCGCAACUAUUCUGCGUGUAUUGCGUGUAGAGGAUGCCAGUCUGCGUCUCUCACUGGCUGUACUGCUGGCCUCAAAGCCAUCACUGACGGCGGGCGGUGUGAGAUUGUUGGAGUGGGGCACACCCGUACAUUCCUUCUGCCGCGCCAUGGGACAAAUGGAAACAAAACGAUUUGCUGCUGCACUCUACGAAAGUGCACUUGCAGCUCUGGCGGCUGGUGCACUUGGCGCUGUUGAGUUUCUCUGCGCCGUUGCUGAUGUUGUGAUGAUUGUAGCUGUUGGAAACAGGAGCAGCAGUGCGGUGGUGGUAUCUCGUGAGGAGGCCCAAUUGGAGGAAGUUAUCGCACAAGCACUUGGUGUACUUUCAUCCUAUGCCCAGUGGGCGUUAGCAACAGCACCAGCCCUCGGUAUCAUUACAGCACAUGUUGGACCGCAGCGUGAAGGAAAGAAGGAGGCGGCCGUACGUGAUCGUAUCGCACACGCCAUCAACACAUCACGUAGUGUACAGAUUGAACCAAUGGUACUGGGACGGCGAUGA